Messenger RNA from Prinia subflava (tawny-flanked prinia), 4271 nucleotides. RefSeq names its product mutS homolog 3 (gene MSH3). Gene Ontology annotation, biological process: mitotic recombination; somatic recombination of immunoglobulin gene segments; mismatch repair. Lineage: Eukaryota; Metazoa; Chordata; Aves; Passeriformes; Cisticolidae. The coding region runs from base 114 to 2897 and encodes 927 amino acids. Gene Ontology annotation, cellular component: nucleus. The record is from RefSeq and is a predicted model, not a curated record. Gene Ontology annotation, molecular function: ATP binding; mismatched DNA binding; ATP-dependent DNA damage sensor activity. The transcript has 21 exons.
CGCCAUAGCCGCUCCGCGUCUCCCGCGCCGCGCCAGAGCCGUACCGGGGCGGGUCAGGGCGGGCCGAGCGGGCGCAUCCGGCGGGAGGCGGUGCCGCGGCGCGGGGCUCGGCCAUGCCGCGGGGCCAGCGGGGCGGCGGGGCCGCCGGGCAGCUGGUGCUGAGCAGGUUCUUCGGGGCGGCGGCGAGCGGCGGCGAGCGCGGCCCCCGCAACACGGUGCGCGGGGCGGAGCGGGCACGGCCUGCUAUCCCGGUAUCUGUCCCGGUAUCUAUCCCGGCUUCUGAAUUUGCCACAAAAAGGAGCACAUCUACCAAAAGCAAUGAAUCCUGUGAAAAUAAGACCAAGGCGCGACAAAUUACUCUGGAAGAGAUCUGUAACCCACUGAAGGCUCAGGAUAAAAAAGAAUCUCAGAAGUGUGAAAAGUCCCGUAUCUGUUUGCAAACUCUGGACAGGCUGAGAGAGUUCUGCAGUGAUUCAAACCAACAGUGUACCAGAGGCCGGGAGGAUGGCUUUCAGGAGAAAGAAUCUCUGAGUUUGGAAAAAUGCCCCAGUAUUACUGGGAGGAGCUCAGAAUUGAAGAAUCCUCUUCCGUCUUGGGACACCGUCCCAAAGGCCGCACAGAAGGAGGAGUUACAAUGUAAUCUUAGUCAGUUUUCUGCAUCUGUUAAGUCUUAUGAAAAUUCUCAAAAUUCUUCAGAUACAAAUCUUAAUAAAAGAACGAAAAGCAUUUACACUCCACUAGAACUCCAAUUCAUAGAAAUGAAGAAAAAGUAUAAAGAUACUGUUUUGUGUGUGGAAUGUGGAUACAAAUACCGUUUUUUUGGACAAGAUGCAGAGAUUGCAGCUAAAGAGCUGAACAUUUACUGUCACCUGGAUCACAACUUCAUGACUGCCAGCAUCCCCAGCCACCGGCUCUUCGUCCACGUGCGCCGCCUCGUAGCCAAGGGACACAAGGUUGGAGUAAUAAAACAAAUGGAAACUGCAGCACUGAAAGCUGCUGGAGAAAAUAAAAGCUCUCUCUUCAGCCGUAAGCUGACUGCCCUCUACACUAAGUCUACACUUAUUGGAGAAGAUGUGAAUCCUUUGUUGAAGCUGGAUGAUUCUGUAGAUGUUGAAGAGGUAACAGCAGAUGUUCCUGAUAACUACCUCCUCUGCAUCUGUGAAAAUGGAGACAACCUGAAAGACAGGAAAAAAGGUGACAUUGUUACAGGCAUUAUGGCAAUCCAGCCAACUACAGGAGAAGUAAUUUUUGACAGUUUUCGGGACUGUUCUUCCCGCUCGGAGCUGGAGAGUCGGGUUCUGCGCCUGCAGCCAGUUGAAAUAAUUCUUCCAUCUAGGCUGUCAGAUCAAUCUGAAAAGCUCAUCCACAGUAUAACCUCCAUGAGGUUACAGGAUGACAGAAUUAGGAUAGAAAGGAUGGAAAACCUCAAUUUUGAGUACAGCCAUGCUUUCCAGAGGGUUACUGACUUCUAUACAAAAGAGGUGCCUGGUACUGCAGGUCCUCAAAACCUAUCUGUAAUACUAAGCUUGGAUAAGCCUGUUAUUUGCUCUCUGGCAGCAGUAAUUGCAUAUCUCAAAGAAUUUAAUUUGGAAAAGAUGCUUUACAAUCCAAGCAAUUUCAAACAGUUGUCCAGUGAAACUGAAUACAUGACAAUUAAUGGGACAACAAUGAAAAAUCUUGAAAUUUUACAGAAUCAGACUGACAUGAAAACAAAAGGAAGCCUGCUCUGGGUCUUGGAUCAUACUAAAACUUCAUUUGGACGUCGAAGAUUGAAGAAAUGGGUCACCCAGCCCCUCCUGAAAUUCAGUGAAAUAAAUGCCCGUCUUGAUGCUGUGUCUGAAAUUCUGCUGUCAGAAUCCAGUGUGUUCGGUCAGAUUCAAAAACUUCUUUGUAAGCUCCCAGAUUUAGAGAGAGGCCUCUGCAGUGUUUUCCACAAGAAGUGCUCUACCCAGGAGUUCUUCUUGAUAGUCAGCACCCUGUCUCGUCUGGACUUGGAAAUUCAAGCUUUUGUCCCAGUCAUACAUUCCCAUGUGAGAUCUCCUCUAUUAAAAAAUGCACUGUUGGAAAUCCCAGACCUUCUCUCCCCAGUAAAACAGUAUUUAAAGAUCCUUAAUGAGGAAGCAGCCAAGACUGGAGAUAAAACACAGUUGUUCAAGGACCUCACAGACUUCCCUGCCAUCCAAAAGAAAAAGGAGGAGAUCCAGGAUGUGCUUUCUAAAAUCCAAUUGCAUCUGCCAGAUAUUCGUAAACAGAUUAAGAACCCUUCUGCAGAGUAUGUUACCGUUUCAGGUCAAGAGUUUUUGAUAGAAGUCAAGAAUUGCCAUAAAUCAUCUGUGCCAUCUGACUGGAUUAUGGUUAGCAGCACGAAAGCCGUCAGCCGCUUCCACUCGCCGUUCAUUAUAGAAAAUUACCGAGUCCUGCAGCAGCUCCGGGAGCAGCUCGUCCUUGACUGCAGCGCUGAGUGGCUGUGCUUCUUGGACCAUUUCAGUGAACAUUAUCACCCCGUGUCUAAAGCCAUUUGUCACCUAGCAACUGUGGACUGCCUAUUCUCAUUGGCCCAGGUGGCCAAACAAGGAGACUACUGCAGACCAACUGUGCAAGACAAGCGGCAUGAAAUAAUCAUAAAAAAUGGGAGGCACCCUGUGAUCGACGUUCUGCUGGGAGAACAGGAUCAGUAUGUUCCAAACACCACCAGCCUUUCUGGAGAUGGUGAAAGGGUCAUGAUAAUAACUGGGCCCAAUAUGGGAGGGAAGAGCUCCUACAUCAAGCAAGUGGCACUGAUCACAGUUAUGGCACAGAUUGGCUCUUUCGUUCCUGCAGAAGAGGCCACAAUUGGUAUUGUGGAUGGAAUUUUUACCAGAUUUACUUUCAGGUUAAAAUGUUCCGAGGCCUGCUAAGAGUAUAUUUUGUCAGAAUUCCUGAGAAAAUGAGAAAGCACAGAAUGGAGUGGGUAUGUGAAGCAGGAAAAAGAAUGUUUCUGUCAAACUGGAAACCGAGUGGAAGAUGUUUUCCAAGUGCUUUUUGGAGUACAUUGAGGUAAAUCACGUGAGAACAAAAGCAAAAUAAUACUCCUAAGUAUUAAUGGAUGUGACUAUUCCAUUGAUGUAACCUCUCAUGACAAAAUGAAUUCUCAACUUUUUGUAACUAGGCAAACAAUGUUACACUUAAUUUAAUUCAGCCAGUUUUACUGGCUUAUCAGAAGGGAGCUGCACAGGAUUAACAUAGACAGGGGAAAUAGUUGUAUUUAAAAUAAUAAAUAAGUAACAAGCUCCAUUAUUAGAAAUGGUCCUAUUUGCAUAGGAAUAGGCAAAUAUUGCCUCUCAUUUUUAUAUCACUUGGGAAUUUUUUUGGUUUUAAUUCUAAAGACCAGAAUCUAUGUUUAAAAAAAUUCCUGCUUCCAUUUAUUUCUUUAUUAAGCUUUAAUGAUUUCUUUGAAGCUCACAGAGUAAGACGAUGAAGAUAAUAUUUCCUAGAAACACCAGUUAAAAUCACAACACCUCAGACAAGUGAAGACAUUCAUCUAGUCAGUUCUUCAUAAUCAUAAAAAUCUAGGCUGUGAAACCAGUGGGGAGGUGACAGCAGUGUUUGGCAGGUUCUGCAGGUAUGUACAGAAAUCACCAGGAGAUUGAUUGCUGAGUCAAAACUGUGGAGGAGUUUAUCUCAGCUGAACAACUUGCUUGUACAUAACAUGGUUUUGACCAGAACUUUGGAGCUGGGUUUUUUUUUUUAAGUUCUUUGAACCUGAAAAUAAAUGUUUAAAUCAUUCAGAUCUUCCUUUGUUAAAAAAAAAAAAAUAGAGCAAGUAGAACAAAGUCUCUCAGUUUGCCUGAGCAGUUAGGCUCUGAAAGAUCAUGGUUAGAAAAUUAAAAAAUCAAAGGUAGUUUUUCAGAGCUUUAUUUAUUUUGUAUGUAUGUGGUAAUGCCUAGUGGCUCCACCAUGCACAUGGAUUUAUUUAUUGUGCAGAAAAGUAGGGAGCUAUUCUCACAAAGCAAUCCCAAGUGAAUGGCGAGUCCACAUGAGAAUUUUAUUUAUUGACAUGCCAAAAAAGUAUUGUUUGUAUUGAAAGCACAGUGAGUCAGACAAACAGAACUUUUAGCUGUCAAUAACCCCAAAGUAAUUUUCAGAAAUGUUACUUCUUUAUGACACAGUAAUUUGUUUCAUUUUGUUCCUCCUUAAUUGUAUUUUUGUUUACCACCAGAAUAACAAGAAUUACUUAAGCCUUUUGUUUUUGCUCACAAUCAAUCAUGUAAUUGCACCUCUGGGGUAAAUUG